AUGUCAAAGAGAACGUUAUCAACAUCGUCUUCAUUUAUAAAUAAGUUGUAUACAUCUCCAUUUAAAAGAAAUACAACAACAAUAACAACAACAACAACAAAUGAAUAUUCUCCUAUAAUUCCAAUUUCUUUAAGUUUCGAUAAUGAAUCAACAACAAGUAAUAUUCCACCUCCUAGUAUUAGUUCAAGUAAGAAAUUCCAUUUUCAGUCUCCUUUGGAAACCAAAAAAUAUACAGAAUCAAAAUGCUGCUUUUGUCAUGAUUUAUUAAGCUUAAUCUUACCUGGUGAAAUUGUAUUACCAUUGAUAUGUGAUCAUGUAUGUCAUAAAAAUUGUUUUAUAUUAAUGUUGAAUAAAAAACAAUUGGAUAAGUUGCCCAUUUGUGGAAUUUGUAAAUUACCUACUAAAUGUUAUGAUGAUUUAGUUUAUCAAAAUAUAAUAGAAAAUAUUCAUUUACAUCAAGAGAUUGAAAUAGAUAGUAAUAAGCCACUACCACCACUACCACCACUACCACCGCCAUCACCACCACCAAAUUUAUCACGACCAGUAACUCCAAAAAAACAACAAAAGCAUAAAUUUAUAACUUCCCAUUUAGAAACACCUCCGAAAAUUGAAAAAAAUGAUUUAAAUGUAUAUCAACCAAUUAUUGAAUUUGAAGAAAUAUCUAGAAAUAAUAAUGAAAUUGAUUAUCAAAUGACUAUUAAACCGCCAUUGAUAUUUAAUCAAGAUUCAAAUUUAAAUUUAUAUGAACUACAAUUAAAAGUUAAAAUUUCAAAUUUCAUUAAAAAGAAUCUUCAUUUACAAAGAGAUUUAGGGGAAUUAAUAUGUUUUGAUAAUUUAAAUAUUUCAAUUGAUGGUUUAAAUUUUGAAAAUUCAAUUGUUUAUUUAUUUGAAAAUUAUUUAAUUUUUUAUGAUUUAAAUGAUUUACCAUUGGGAAUGAUUCAUAAAUCUGAUUUUUGUAAUUUGAAUUUAAUUGAAGAUAAUAUAUUGUGUUUAAAUCUUUGUAAAGAAAGCUUACCAGAAUUAUACCUUCAACAUGAAUUUAAUAAUUUAAUAAUUUCAAAAUGGGAAUAUUUAAUAAAUUCAAUGAAUGAAUCAUUACAUACAAAUUUAUAUCAAUUUACAUCUACAAUGUGGAUAAAGUAUAAAGAAGUUUUUCAAAUUUCAAAAGAUUUAGUUAAAUUUAAUCAGUUAAUUUUACAAAAUUAUGAAAUUCCAAAUAAAUAUUUAAUUAAAAUAUUACCACCUCCAAAAAUGUUAAAAAUGAAUUUAAUAAUAUCUAUUUCAUUAAUUAAUUUAACAGAAUUGUCAGAUUUGGAAUAUAAAAUGAAUUUACAAGAAUUAAUCGAAAAAGUAAUUUCAAAUCUAGGUAAGUUUGAUACAUUAUCAAUUAUAUUUAUAGGAAUUGAUAAUAAUAGAAAACUGAAUAGUUCAGGUAUUUAUAUUGGACCAAUUGAAAAAAAUUGGCAAGGAUGGAAAGAAAUAAUUGAAGAUAUUGAAAUUUUACCAAAUUGUUUAAUGGAUAAUAAUCAUGAAUUGAAUCUAAGUAUUGAAAAAUGUAUUGAAUUGUUACCAUUUAUAAAUAAAGACCAAUGUAUUAAUAAAUUUAUGAUAUUUACUUCAUCAAAUUAUGAGGAUGAUGAUAUAACUAAUUUCAAUUAUAACAAUUUUAAUAAAUUAAAUGAAAUUAUAUCUGUUAAUUUUAUCAGUAUAGACAAUAAAAUCAAUUUUGUUCCAAAUGUGAUUUCAAAAUCAAGUUUUGAUCAUUUAUUAUCAACAUUAUUAAGUUCAUCAAUUCAAGAAUUUAAAGAAAUAUGCAUACCUGAUUUAAAAAUAAAUAUUAAUACAAAUAAAGGAGUUAAAUCAUCUUCAAAUAUAUAUAAUAUUAAAAAUCUUUCAAUUACUAAUGAAAAGAAAUUAAAUGUCAAAUUUAAUAUUGAUGAUAUUUUCGAUUCAAAUUUACCAUUAUUUGAAUAUAAUUGUUCAUGGUUUAAUGAUACAAAAUUUAUAAAUUCAACUAAAAUAAUGACUAGAAGACAACCAUGUUCAUUUAAAUUACCUCAAAUUCCCUUAACUCCAAAUAAUAAUGAUUAUGAUGAUGAUGAUGAUGAAAUUGAUAUUGAUAUAAGUAUAAAAUGA
Messenger RNA from Insectozyma verbasci, 2136 nucleotides. The record is from the annotation of a GenBank genome assembly. Lineage: Eukaryota; Fungi; Ascomycota; Pichiomycetes; Serinales; Debaryomycetaceae.